AUGGAUUUAUUUUCGAGUGACAGUGAUCUCGAGAUUUUAGCUCGGUUAUCGGACUGCGACACUCAUGACAGCGACGGUGAACAAGAAAGAUUUGUAGAGAAAAUCUGCGAGUCAGUGGAAAUACCAAUCCUCACAAGAUGCUGCUUCUGUUUUCCACUACGAAAGGGCCUGAUGACCUAUGCAUACUUCAACACAAUCCUGUCGAUAUUAGACGUUGCAAUGCUAUCAUACAUAGCGUCCAGCCGUUCAACAGAUCUGACAGACCAAUCGGAAUACCCUCGACUCAUUGUUGACACCUCAUUUUUAGUGCUGGAGAUCGUCAUGUCUGUGAUGUUCAUCGCUGCAUUACAUAUGAAACACGUGCUACUCAUGAAAGUAUUCCUCUACUUCGAGAUCGUGUUCUCCAUCGUCAGCUUUAUCUACAGUCUGGUCUUCCUGGGUGAGGAAACGGCCAGCGAGCUCUUCUUAAUAUUAUUCCUAAUAACGCUACAAGUAUACUUGGUGAUCCUCAUAUGGAGUUCAAUAGUGAAGAUGGAGCGAGACGAUUCCGUAAAGUACACGCGAGAAAGAGAUAAUGUCUAA
Pieris macdunnoughi is the source of this 582-nucleotide messenger RNA. NCBI's taxonomy places the organism in Eukaryota, Metazoa, Arthropoda, Insecta, Lepidoptera, Pieridae. The record is from the annotation of a GenBank genome assembly.